Messenger RNA from Scylla paramamosain (green mud crab), 1406 nucleotides. Its product is annotated as LYR motif-containing protein 1-like. Gene Ontology annotation, cellular component: mitochondrion. Lineage: Eukaryota; Metazoa; Arthropoda; Malacostraca; Decapoda; Portunidae. The record is from RefSeq and is a predicted model, not a curated record. Bases 305 to 661 code for a protein of 118 amino acids. The transcript has 3 exons.
AUCCGGAUUGUCAAGAACACAACACUGGAAGGGCAUGGCAGGCUGAGGGAAUUGUGUAAGAAUGAUUUGAAACUGAGGAAAGACGAAAAAUUAGGUAGAGUUGUAAAGAAAUACCCUCCUUCCUGACUGUCCUUUAGCCUCCGCACUCUUACCUGCACGGCUUGGAGCUUGUAACACUUAGUAGCCAACAGGAAUGUACAAGCAGAAGACAAGCAUGGCCAGCAUUGUGACCACUGAGCAGCAGUUGAGACUGUCAUGAACCAAGACCUCCCUGUAACAACAAUAAACCUCCCCAGGCACCUAAAUGGCUGAGGGGCUGCGGCGACAAGUAUUGUCCGUCUACCGCCACAUCUUGCGUGUCGGGCGGCGGUGGGAGGCCCUGGAGCCGGCACACACCCAGGAGGAGCGGCAGUACAUCUUGGCGGAGGCGCGCACUCUUUUCCGAGCUAACCAGCACCUCACGGAUUCCGCCACCAUCAGGGAGUGUCUGGUGGAGGCUGAGUCACGGCUUGAGAUUGCCCUGCACUACCGGACGCCCUUCCCUCGUCCCGUCAACAUGCCACCCCUCACCAUUACCAAGUCCUGGGGCAAGAGGAACCUCCAGCGACAAAGACGUGCCCGUCCUGUCUAUGUUAAGUCUCUGGACACUGAGCCAACUUAGAAUGUGGGGUAUCUUUAUUGUUUAUUGUUAUUGUUUGCGUGGAAGACUUCAAACUGCAUAAUAGACCAAAGUAGAGAGUGUAGAUAGACAUGAAUGAAUGCUUUUUUUUUAUGCAUCUUCCAGUGAAAAGUUUCGAGGACUCUACGGAGACUUGAGCCGAGGAGGUUUUGAGAUUUUUGCCUCGUAUUUACAUCUCGAGUGUGUUUAUGUUCCUUCUUGUGGAUGCUUAUAAAGAUUUCAUGCAUUGUCUCUAGUGCUGUUAAUUGUUUUGUAUUGCAGUGAAAGAGUGGAGGUGAGAGGCAGGUAAGAACAGGUGUAUAGUGUAGUAAAGACAGGUGUAUAGUGUCAAGGUGAGAGGCAGGUAACAGUUGUAUAGUGGUAAGGUGUGAGAGGCAAGUAGGAGGUGGUGUAUAGUGAAGUGAAGGCAGGUGUACAGUGAAAGUGUGAAAAGCAGGUGUAUAGUGAAUGAAGGCAGGUGUGUAUAGUAGUGAAGUUUGAGAGGCAUGAGUGAAGUGUGUAGUGGCAAGGCAUGAGAGGCAAGUGGUGGUGGUGAUGGUAGUGUCACGUAUUGAAUAGUGUAUAUAAGUAAGUUAUGAGGGGCAGGUAUGAGGUGAUGGUGGUGGUGAUAGUGGUGUCAUGUAUAGAAUGGUGAGAAGUGCUUAUCUUUGUACACUGAAUGCCUCUUCAUAUGAGUGACUGGGGAGUUAAGUGUACUUCAUAGUAAAUAAAGAUGUAUAUAUUUUGA